CAAAAGGCAGGGAAGUUGUUGUAACGGCGGGCGAGGUUACAAGAGGCAGGAAUCUGGCGCUCGGGCUGCGUGCAAUGGCUUAUUGUUUCUCAGCUGAGGGCAAGGGGCAAUGCGCAGGGUGGAGAUUUGCAUUUCUCCCGCUGUGUCGAGAAAGCCCCACUGGCCCAGGGUCCUUAUAGAAAGAAGACGGCAUAAAAGCAACAGGGAGGUGGAGCUGGAGCGAGUGCUGCAUCUGCUACCCGGAGAAAGGGGAGGGGGGGACCCAGAAAUUAGAGCAUGAAAUUCCUAGGAGGGCUUGUCCAAAAGAUCCCCUCGUGCAAAUGCAGAGAAGGGAAGGGAAAGCAGAGUAGGAGAAGAUGCAACUGGUGUAACUGAGUCAUCUUCUGCCGUAGCAAGAGCCACAUUUCCCUUCCGAGACACUUUACGGAGCAGAUGACGGAACCUGCUUUUCCAGCUUGUUGACUGGAAGGCUUUUCUUGUUAGUUUUUAAACGCACGCAUUUCCCAGGCGAUGAGGCAAGACUACCGAAUUUGCUUGGGAAAUAUGAAAGCUUCGGAAGGCGUUUUAAGUCUCUUUCCAUGAAACAGUACCCAAAAGACUUGAGCCUUUUUUUGUUUUUGUUUUUAACCCGACAAGCUCCAAAAUACUAGCCGCACAAAAGCGGGUGGGAGAAAGAAAGAAUUCAAAAGAAGAACAUUUGGAACCGGUCCAAGGAGGGAGCGAGCGAGCAGCCAGCCAGCCAGCCCGUAGGCGUGACGUUGCAGAGUUUAAAGGGGGCAGAUGAGAUCUAUCGGAGGUUGAUCCGACGGAGAGGCUGCCGGAGGUGCCUGGGAUUCGGAGCCUCUCCGGGAAGAGACUGCUAAAGAGCAAAGGCAAAGAAAUAAUGCUGCUGGCUUCGGCUGUGGUGGUUUGGGAAUGGCUGAACGAGCACGGUCGCUGGAGACCCUACAGUCCGGCCGUGAGCCACCACAUCGAGGCGGUGAUCAGAGCCGGGCCGAGAGUUGGGGGCAGCGUCGUUCUGGGCCAGGUGGACAAUAGGCUCUCGCCGUAUAUCAUCGAUCUCCAGUCCAUGCACCAGUUCCGCCAAGACACGGGCACCAUUCGCCCAGUGCGACGCAGCUAUUAUGACCCCUCCUCAGCCCCAGGCAAGGGUGUGGUGUGGGAGUGGGAGAACGACAAUGGCACCUGGACCCCCUACGACAUGGAGGUGGGCAUUACCAUCCAACAUGCCUAUGAGAAGCAGCACCCCUGGAUUGAUCUCACUUCCAUUGGCUUCUGCUACAUCAUUGACUUCAGCACAAUGGGGCAGAUCAAUCGCCAGACCCAACGCAAGCGCCAUGUCCGCCGCCGCCUUGACAUGGUCUACCCACUGGUCACAGGCACCUUGCCCAAAUCUCAGUCGUGGCCAGCAAGCCCUGGUGCAGCCAAUGUGCCUCCUGCCCCUGCUUGCACUUGUCCACAAUGCCUUCUUGUCAUGAGCAUAAAGACAACAGUGGCAGCUGGGAGCCAUGGAGGAACUGGAGCUACAGUUAGCCAGCAGCCUCAACCUCCACCACCACGUAAAGCUGUCUCUCUUUCUGGCAGUGCCAAAACCCCCACGCCAGCAUCAGUUCACAGGCCACAAGAUGGAACAGCCACCAUGCGUAGCUCUUUGAAGACCCUCGCAUCUCAAGUGAACCGAAGGCAAGCAGUUAGCACCCCUGCCCUCACCACAAGCAAUUCCCCUGCCAGUCCUCCUAAUGCCAACGGCAAAGUGACACGCGCCAGCCUUAAUACAUUGAACAGAACCAAUCUGCAGCGCUUGGCCAUCGCACAGUCCCGUGUGCUCAUUGCCUCAGGAGUCCCUACAGUUCCUGUAAAAAACCUCAAUGGCUCAAGCCCAGUCAACCCUGCCCUAGCAGGAAUCACAGGGAUACUUAUGAGUGCUGCAGGGCUCCCUGUCUGUCUGACUCGGCCUCCAAAGCUGGUUCUGCACCCUCCUCCUGUCAGCAAGAGUGACAUUAAAUCCAUCCCUGGCAUCGCCAAUACCUGCCGUAAGACUACCAAAAAGCAGACCAAGAAAGGUAAAACUACAGAGGAAGUUUUGAAAAAAUACCUGCAGAAGGUACGCCAUCCUCCAGAUGAGGACUGUACUAUUUGCAUGGAACGCCUCUCUGCUCCCUCAGGCUACAAAGGACCUCAACCAGUCGUCAAGCCAGAAUUGGUGGGCAAACUGUCCAAAUGCGGUCACAUGUAUCACCUCCAUUGCCUUGUGGCCAUGUAUAACAAUGGAAAUAAGGAUGGGAGCUUGCAGUGUCCAACCUGCAAAACCAUCUAUGGGGUGAAGACUGGCACCCAGCCUCCUGGAAAAAUGGAAUAUCACCUCAUCCCGCAUUCACUGCCGGGACACCUUGACUGUAAAACUAUCCGAAUAAUCUACAACAUUCCACCAGGAAUACAGGGACCAGAGCAUCCGAGUCCUGGGAAGAGUUUCACUGCCCGGGGUUUUCCUCGACACUGCUACCUCCCAGACAGUGAAAGAGGCAGAAAGGUGCUGAAACUGCUGUUGGUGGCCUGGGAUCGAAGGCUGAUCUUUGCCAUAGGCACUUCAAGCACCACUGGGGAAUCGGAUACAGUCAUCUGGAAUGAGAUUCACCACAAGACGGAAUUUGGAUCCAAUCUCACGGGCCACGGCUACCCUGAUCCCAACUACCUAGACAAUGUACUUGCUGAGCUGGCAGCUCAGGGCAUUACAGAGGAGAGUAUGAUGCAGGAGAAGGACUGAAAGUGUAAGAGGAAAGGGGAAGACUCUGUCCAAGGGAGGGGCGACAAGUAUAGCAGCUUGUGCAUGGGUCAAGCUCCUCCCUCUUCCAUUGUGCCUGCUCCGCCCUCUCAUCUUCCUACUGCAGGCCUCUUAAAAGGCUCAGCUGUGGCUAUGCAGCAGUGGGCUUGCUUAAAUGAGGAACUCCCAGCCCAUUCUCAUAGGUGGCCCACGGCACCUGACGUAUACAAAGCAAACAAACAUGGGAAGGUUUUUGUGUUCCUCUUCAGCAUGAGGAGGAGUGUCCUGUUGAGGUCUGAGGUUAUAUUAACCUUAGUAUACCCAUAGUUAUUUUAGCUUUGUAUCUCAAAAACCGGGUUUUGGCCCCCUCUGGGAUGCAGUAGCGUCUUCUGUCCAUGAACAAUAAGGGAUGGCUGUGGGGAGCAGACAGCUUGGAAUGGCAGAAUCGUGUGCAAGUCAAAAAAUAUGGCUUUGUUUCAGAGGUACAGAAGAUUGAAACCAGCCCUCUCUUCUUCUUCUUCUUCUUCUUCUUCUUCUUCUUCUUCUUCUUCUUCUUCUUCUUCUUCUUCUUCUUCUUCUUCUUCUUCUUCUUCUUCUUCUUCUUCUUCUUCUUCUUC
This is a messenger RNA of Crotalus tigris (Tiger rattlesnake), 3378 nucleotides long. RefSeq names its product deltex E3 ubiquitin ligase 4 (gene DTX4). Gene Ontology annotation, biological process: protein ubiquitination; Notch signaling pathway. Lineage: Eukaryota; Metazoa; Chordata; Lepidosauria; Squamata; Viperidae. Gene Ontology annotation, cellular component: nucleoplasm. The transcript is spliced from 9 exons. The record is from RefSeq and is a predicted model, not a curated record. Gene Ontology annotation, molecular function: zinc ion binding; ubiquitin protein ligase activity. Bases 884 to 2764 code for a protein of 626 amino acids.